Messenger RNA from Penicillium cataractarum, 1485 nucleotides. RefSeq names its product arylsulfotransferase family protein. The record is from RefSeq and is a predicted model, not a curated record. Lineage: Eukaryota; Fungi; Ascomycota; Eurotiomycetes; Eurotiales; Aspergillaceae. The coding region runs from base 1 to 1485 and encodes 494 amino acids. The transcript has a single exon.
AUGGCUCCAUUGUGGUAUACUGCUGGGAGCACGCUGCUGCUGUCGUCGCUUAGUGCGGCGGCUUGGCCAUACUCGACCUAUACUUCGAUGAGCUUCCAGCCUCCUAAGCUCGAAGUCAACAAGACCGGCACUACUGAGCCGGGUUAUCUCUUCCUUGGUCCUCGUGGUGGUGUCCAGCCUGCUGGUCAAGCGGCACUAAUUUACGACGACGAAGGCAACCUGAUCUACGAAGGCCCUGAAGAGGUAACCGCCAACUUCCGUGUCCAAAAACUGAAUGGCCAAGAUGUUGUCACCUUCUGGUCCGGCACUAUGAUGGAUCUGGGCUUUGGGUACGGUGCGGUGCAUAUCCUCGACAACACCUACAAGGAGAUCCACACCGUCACUUUGACUGGCGCCUUCGUCACUCCGGACAACUCGCCCAGGGACUCGUACAUUGACCUGCAUGAGAGCCACAUCACUUCUCGCAACACGCUGCUGGUAACUGCUUACAAUGUGACCCAGCACGACCUUACCUCCCUCGGUGGAAAUUCUUCAGAGUGGAUGCUCGAUAGCCACUUCUACGAGAUCGACAUCUCCACUAACCAGAUUCUUUACUCAUGGAGUGCCCUUGACCACGAGGACCAGAUUCCUUUGAACUCCUCCCACCAGAAGCUGGGCGCCGACGUCGGCUCCCAGGAGAAGCCUUACGAUGCCUACCACAUCAACUCUAUCACUGCCACCAACAACGGGUACAUGGUAUCCUUGCGCCACAUGUGGUCCGGCUAUUAUCUCUUCCCCAACGGCAGCAUCGAAUGGCAGCUGGACGGCGCGAACGGUGGCGACUUCGCACAGGUCGGCAGCGCGACUUUCAGCUGGCAGCACGACCUGCGUGUGUACAACGAGACCGACGAGGGCCUGGUUCUCAACCUAUUCAACAACGCCAACACCCCAACUGACUCUGAGACUCCAACCACUGGCGUAAGCCUGGCCAUUGACCUAGUGAACAAGAAAGUCACUGGCCUACGUUCCCUAACUGACCCGAACGACCCUAUUCACUCAGUCAGCCAAGGCAGCUACCAGCUGCUCAACGAGGCCGACGGACACGUCUUCAUGGACUACGGGUCUAUCUCUAAAGUCAAAGAGUUCGACGGUGACGGCAACGUUGUGUUCAGUGCACAGUUCGGUCCAGAUAAUGCUGUCGCCUCGUACCGCGGCUACCGCUGCCAGUGGAGCGCCGUUCCUUUCUGGAAGCCCUCUCUGACGGUGAACAAGACUAGCGACGAUGCCACUGUCUAUAUGAGCUGGAAUGGUGCUACUGACUAUGAUAACUGGGUUGUCUACUCGGCCGCCUCUGCCACCUCGGCCAAUAGGACGCAGAUUGGCACUGCGAAGCGGACUGGCUUUGAGACUGCGGUUACUCUUGAUAGUCCGCCCUCUAACUCUAUUCAGGUUGUUGCCCGUCAGGGUUCAACGGUUCUUGGUACCUCCGAGAUUGUCUCUUUCUAA